Molecule: messenger RNA, 3577 nt
Organism: Medicago truncatula (barrel medic)
Lineage: Eukaryota; Viridiplantae; Streptophyta; Magnoliopsida; Fabales; Fabaceae
Product: importin subunit beta-1
Exons: 3
Coding region: 160-2766 (868 amino acids)
Biological process (GO): protein import into nucleus
Molecular function (GO): small GTPase binding
Source: RefSeq, a predicted model, not a curated record
AGAGAAACAAAAAUUUAACAUUGGCUUCUCUGCUUUUUCCCACACUCUCUCCCUUGCUAGGGUUUCAGAGUAGCCGCGCUUCACUCACUUUUCAUUCCUUCAAAAACUCGUUCGUUCGCUCGUUCUAUCGCCGAUUCAACUCGCUUUCUCGCUGUUAAGAUGGCCAUGGAAGUUACACAGAUCCUGUUAAAUGCCCAAGCAGUGGAUGGAGCUGUAAGGAAACAAGCUGAAGACAACUUGAAGCAGUUCCAGGAGCAGAAUCUUCCCAGUUUCUUAUUUUCUCUUGCUGGAGAAUUGGCAAAUGACGAGAAGCCUCCAGAGAGUAGGAGGCUAGCAGGAUUAAUUCUCAAGAAUGCUCUGGAUUCAAAAGAACAACACAAAAAGAUAGAAUUUGUUCAAAGAUGGCUAGCUAUGGAUCAAGCUUAUAAAGCGCAAAUUAAAGCAUUAUUGUUGAGGACAUUGUCUUCUCCAUCUCCUGAUGCUCGAUCAACCGCAUCUCAAGUUGUAGCAAAAGUAGCUGGCAUUGAGUUACCACACAAGCAAUGGCCUGAGUUGAUAGGAUCUCUCUUGUCAACCGUUCAUCAGCUUCCUGCCCCUACCAGGCAAGCAACUCUCGAGACACUUGGAUACAUUUGUGAAGAAGUUUCCCCAGAUGUGGUAGAACAGGAUCAUGUAAAUAAGAUACUCACUGCAGUUGUUCAGGGAAUGAAUUCUUCAGAAGAAAACAAUGAUGUUAGGCUUGCUGCCAUACAGGCAUUGUACAAUGCACUGGGGUUUGCUCAGGCAAAUUUUUCCAAUGAUAUGGAGCGUGACUACAUAAUGAGAAUUGUUUGUGAAGCCACUCUUUCUCCUGAACUGAAGAUCCGUCGUGCAGCUUUUGAAUGCUUGGUUGCUAUUUCUUCUACAUAUUAUGAAAAGUUGGCUCAAUAUAUGCAAGAUAUUUUCACCAUCACUGCCAAAGCUGUGAGGGAAGAUGAAGAGCCUGUUGCACUUCAGGCAAUUGAGUUUUGGAGUUCAAUCUGUGAUGAAGAAAUUGAUAUAAUAGAAGAAUAUGGUGGUGAGUUUAGCGGUGAUUCAGAUGUUCCGUGCUUUUAUUUUAUAAAGCAGGCACUUCCAUUUCUUGUUCCCAUGUUAUUGGAGACACUGCUAAAACAAGAAGAAGAUCAAGAUCAGGACGAAGGGGCUUGGAACAUUGCCAUGGCUGGAGGUACUUGCCUGGGAUUGGUUGCACGAACAGUUGGCGAUGAUAUCGUGCCGCUGGUCAUGCCAUUUAUUGAAGAGAAUAUAACUAAACAAGAUUGGAGGCAUAGGGAAGCUGCAACCUACGCAUUUGGCUCCAUUUUGGAAGGUCCAUCCCCUGAGAAACUUGUGCCACUUGUGAAUAUGGCUUUGAGCUUCAUGCUUAAUGCACUGACGAAGGACCCAAACAAUCAUGUGAAGGACACCACUGCAUGGACUCUUGGGCGAAUGUUUGAGUUUUUGCACGGCUCAACUCUGGACAAUCCCAUCAUCAAUCAAGGAAACUGUCAACAGAUCAUUACUGUGCUCCUUCAGAGUAUGAAAGAUGUUCCAAAUGUUGCUGAGAAGGCCUGUGGUGCUCUUUAUUUCCUCGCCCAAGGUUAUGAGGAUGCUGGAUCUGGGUCCUCUCCAUUGACUCCCUUCUUUCAGGAAAUUGUUCAGUCUCUUCUCACUGUAACUCACAGAGAGGACACCGGAGAGUCCCGCCUCAGAACAGCAGCAUAUGAAGCUCUGAAUGAAGUAGUGAGGUGUUCUAAUGAUGAUACUGCCCCAAUGGUUGCUCAACUGGUUACUGUCAUCAUGAUGGAGCUUCACCAGACUCUUGAGAAUCAGAAGGUCUCAUCUGAUGAUCGGCAGAAUGAGUUACAGGGACUUCUAUGCGGUUGCUUGCAAGUCAUCAUUCAGAAGUUAGGAGCCUCUGAACCAACGAAACAUCAUUUAAUGCAGUAUGCUGAUCAAAUUAUGGGUUUGUUCUUGAGAGUAUUUGCUUCUCGAAGUGCAACAGCUCAUGAAGAGGCAAUGCUUGCCAUUGGUGCCUUGGCCUAUGCGACUGGCACUGAGUUUGUUAAAUACAUGCAAGAAUUUUACAGGUAUAUGGAGAUGGGUCUCCAAAAUUUUGAGGACUACCAGGUUUGUGCUAUCACGGUGGGUGUUGUAGGUGAUGUAUGCAGGGCUUUGGAGGAGAAAGUACUGCCUUAUUGUGAUGGGAUAAUGACCCAACUCCUUAAGGAUUUGUCCAGCAAUCAGUUGCAUAGGUCUGUAAAGCCCCCAAUUUUUUCAUGCUUUGGUGACAUUGCCUUGGCAAUUGGAGAGAACUUUGAAAAGUAUUUGUUAUAUGCUAUGCCUAUGCUCCAGAGUGCUGCGGAGCUCUCUGCCCAUACUAAUGGGGCUGACGAUGAUAUGAUUGAGUACACAAACACUUUAAGAAAUGGAAUCCUCGAGGCAUACUCAGGUAUCUUCCAAGGUUUCAAAGGUUCCCCAAAGACACAGCUCCUGAUGGCUUAUGCUCCACAUGUACUGCAAUUCUUGGACAGUUUGUAUAAUGAGAAGGACAUGGAUGAUGUUGUGACCAAGACAGCGAUUGGUGUGCUUGGAGAUUUAGCUGAUACAUUGGGUAGUGCUGCUGGCCCCUUGAUUCAGCAAUCCAUAUCUAGCAAAGACUUCCUGAAAGAGUGCUUAUCCUCUGAUGAUCCUUUGAUCAAGGAAUCUGCAGAAUGGGCCAAGUUGACACUCAGUCGAGUACUUUGAGGCUGCCGCUGCCUUUUCAUAGGUCCUAGUUCUUGCAUACAUCUGCAUCGUUGCGUCGGGGUCUCAACUGCAUACCAUGAGUCAGGUCAUCACCAUUUUUGGGCACAGGUGUUCCGGUCGUUUGGCUGUCUGCAUUUCUUGUCAGAAAUAUGGAGUCUUUUAUUUUUCUUUUUUACAUUUAUUGUUAUGCAUUGCGAUGGAGGAAGUUGGUCGGUGAUGACCCAUCUUUCUGCUAACUUGGCAGAAAAGAUGCGGUUUCUUGCAUACAGAAGAAGAAACCGGGUGGAAUGGGGGAGAGCAGAAAAUGAGAUAUCCCAUGAUGCCAAUACCGUCAGUAUUGAGCUUGCAUGAGUUAAUAUUUGAUAUAUUUGGAGUCUAUGGUGGUCUAGAAAUGAAUGACAUUGUCUUUUUUUUUUUUUUUUUUUUUUACUUUUACUAUUGGUGUAGAGUGAAACAAUCAUCUUUAGUCCAUCUGUGUGUUUUAAACACAGAUAAUGCAACAUAUUUUAGCCGUCUCUUGAAAUUGGUCAAAUAAUUACGUUUCUGGUAUAAAAUAUUUUGCUUUGAAUUUUGUAUCAAGUGUAUGUUAUGAUAGGUUGGUUUCUGAUAGUAUAUUUAUUGGGCAAAAAUUACAGGGUUAGCUUCAACGCCUCUUGUGGUGGGAGUUGAGAUCCUCUAUCAUAACCCUAGUGGUGUUAUGAGUUUUUACGUUGGUUGUCUAUUUGGUCCGUUACAUUAUUUAAAUUUCGUGGCCAAGACUGUAAGCUGAAGGUUCAAAUCACGUUAAUAACAAUUUCAAUACUGUUAUCCA